AUGCGUCUUUCGACUUCUUUGUCUUCGAUGGAAAGAGGGCGAACCGUGGCUCGAGACGUGCGACGAAGAGCCCCGAGCACUGCCUCGGCUGGCACGACAGACGCUCGUUUGGAUCGUCUGACUGGUCUGAUGGAGGCUAUGCUGGUGCGGAUGGACGAUGAGCGAAGAAGUCAAGGAGGUGUGGAAGGCCCUCAGGUGCAAAGGGGGGUGUCCAGUCAGGUGCCUUUCCAGCCUUUGCAGAACGAGAGGUUCGCCGGGACGAUGGGUCGCAGGCCUCGUUCCACUCAGCUGCCUCUCAACAAGGCCACCCUCAACACUUCUUCAUUGGGGAGCCGGCUCCGUGCGGCCCGCCUGGCCUCGCCUGUUGCCGAGCGCCCGGUGACGCCGGUGAAGCGCAGGACUCCUCCACCGAUGCUCCGAGUUCCGAGUCCCUCGCCUCCGAGAGCUCCACCAAUGCUGAACUUCCAGGUGGAGGAGAUUCCAGCUACUAGUGGAGUGAGGUCUUCGACCCCUCCUCCCACCGUGUUUCGCCCUCCGGUGCCGGCUUUGCCUCUCUCUGCCAAGUCGGAGGAGCCCAGCAGGUAUGUCCAGGCUUUGCCUAAGCUCGAAGAUUACACGCCUGACCAAGGAGCAGUAAUCAGAGGGGACUGGCUGGUUACCAUAACUCCGGUGAUAGGCUCCCUCACCCCUGGCGCCGCCAGUUGGUUUGCUGAGGUCUUAGCCCGGGUUAAUGAGCAUUAUGCUUUGUGGUUAGCCAGUGACCCGGUCACCCGUCUCACGAUCCGGACAAGAGCCAUUGCUGAUGGUGCCAACGCCUCAUCCCAGGGAGGCACCGCUCUGCUUGAGCAGCGCCUAACCACACUGCUGCUGGAGGCCGUCCCUAGUGCGGUCAAGACUGAAGUGAUCACGGUGCGGGCUUUGACUACAGUCGGCAUUCUGUUCUUGUUGCACACCCGGUAUCAGCCUGCCGGGCAGGCUGAAAAAGCUUCGAUUCUCCAGUUCCUUGUCAGCCCUGACGCUCCAAAGGACACUCAACAGGCAGUUAAAAACUUGAGACGUUGGUUGCGUUGGCUUGCUCGCUCCACUGAGCUGCAGCUUGCUCCUCCGGACGCCUCCCUUUUAGUCAAGGCGGUUGACAAGCUGGGUGCUGCUUUCCUCUCUGACCCUUCGGGGGUGUUUCGAGUUCAGGCAUUUCGUCUGCAGAACAGCAUCGACCACCUUCCUUCACAAGACUCCUCAGUUUCCCUGGCCCAGUUGUACCUUGCUGAGCUUGAGACUCUUCUGUUGGUAGCUCCUGAUCCCAAGAAGCAGCGAGUUGCUGCCCUUGAGGCGCCUGCGGCUGAUAAGCCCGAGGAGCCUAAAGGGGGCUAUGCUGCUGCCAAGGCCAAGGCUGCCAUUCGUGAUGCAGCUUCCUCCCUUCGCCAGGAGCUCCUCAAGGCUAUCAGGUCCGCCGAGCCAGGCAACCAGGUGUCAGGUGCCCUGAGCUCCAACGGUAAGGGGCUCAUUGAUGGUGGGGCUACGUGCUGUCUGCGUUCAGCCAAGAACACCUUUGAAUGGAAUGAGUCCACUCCUACUUCCAUUCGAUUAGCUGUGGGCGAAGUGACCGCUCGUGUGUCCCCGGCAGGCACUCUUUUGCUGCCACCAGGCUCGUCUUGUGAUCCUAUCGUCGCCCUGCAUGAGCUGAUCCGAAUCGGCUACCGCAUGACUUUCUUGUCUGUGAACAAGAUGCGUAUCUGGCGCCCAGGACAGCCGGACCUGCCUUUGGAUUGCUCUACUGGGUGCCCCGAGAUCACCCCCAAUGAGGCCAACAGGCUGAUCACAGAGAUCGAGAACUCCAAAAGGGUUAAUCGAGCUCAGGUCGCAAGGCUCACUCAGCUCCCAACUUCCUCGUUUGAGGACGUCCUCCAGGACCCGUCCGGUGAUAAGCUGGCUUUGUGGUUUAAGGGGAUAGUUCCUUCGGUUCCUGUCAGGCUCUUGCCCACCUUGGCUGUUGCCCCCUGCAAGAAAGCUGCGCCGUGGAACCGCCGACGGAGGCGAACUCUGUCCCGAGCCAAGCACCUCAUUAUCCACCUUUUUCCGGGCAAAUCACGAGGUCUGUUCCGAAGCCUUACGCAGGCUAACUUGGGGUGGGAUGUUCUAGAGGUUGACAUAGAAGAAGACCUGCUGCGUGAGGACACCUUUGGUUUUCUCCUGCACCUCGCUCAAACUGGAAGGGUGCGUGCUGUGAUUGGGGGUCCUCCCUGCAGAACCUUCAGUGCCCUUCACCACCUCAGCUCAGGCCCUCCUCCCGUGCGCGGAGUUGGAAGUGAUGCUUGGCGCCUCCCAGGUCUCAGUGCGGCCACACAGGCUAUGGUCGAUCAGGACAGUGCCCUGUACCUCCGUAUGUUCAUGUUGACUUCGGUAGCGCGUCGUGCCGGUCGAGCUCUACGCCGCUCAGAGUCUCCAGACUUGACUGGCCCUGAACCUUUCUGUUUCGGCAUGGAGCAGCCCGAGGACCCGGCCCAAGUCUUCGAUGCCUCUCACGCUGAAGGCCCCACUCUGCUCUCUUUAGAUCAGGGACCACUCGGCCACGCCAAAAGGAAACCCACCACGCUUGCUUUGCUAGGUGACUCUGACCCCGCGCACGCUCCUGCCCCAGAGGCCGCUUCCUCUUCGAGUGUUGCCGCGCCUUCUAUUGACACCUCGAGCCAGGAACCCGCUGCCGGUUCAGCCCCUCCUGAACUGUUGGAUUCAGAGCCAUACUUUGCCGACCUGUUUGGCGAUGAAGGUGACGGCAGUGAAGACAUGUUACCAGUCUUGGACGCUCCAGCUGACCCUGAGAAUCUUUGUGAUCCCCUCACUCCUUCGCAGACUGAGGCAGCUGAUGCUGAAAAUAAAGCGUGGCAACAGCAGUUUGAUGCCCUCACGAAUGAGUGGAAGGACUCUCCUCUUCCUGCCGUGCCCAUGCAGGACAUACCGUUCUUCGUUCCGCUUGUGAGCAAAUCGGGCAAAGGCGUUGCGGCAGCUGUCAUGCAGGUUGUCACUCAGGUCCGUGCCUUGGGUCUGCCCCUUCAUCGCAUUCACAGUGAUCGUGGCCUGGAAUUCCGCAAUGCCUCCUUGGCGCAAUUUACGCGUUUUCACUGCAUCCCCCAUACCACCACUUGUGGGGACGACUUCAAGGCCAACGGCCGUACGGAGAAUACGGUUCGGUUGCUUAAGCGGGCCACCCGCACUUUGUUGCAAGCCCAUGCGGCUCCGACUUCAGACUGGAGUUUUGCCAUGCGUCAUGUUACUGCACGUCUUCGUGCUGCUGCCCUCAGUGCUCUUGGCCAGCCUUCUCCCAAGCUCUUGCCCUGGCGCGCUCGGCUUGUUUUGCGCAGACGCACUUGGUCACGCCUUGCUGCGGGCUCUUGGGGGAGCCGUGCACUGAUGGUUACAGUGUUGUGUCCCUCCCCGGACGUCCCAGGUGGCCAUCUUGUUGUGACUGACGACGGAGGCUACUUGCACUCUGAUGUUCUUGUGGAAGUGGGCGAGGCAGUUGAGCUUCGGGAGUUCGCGGGUGACCGCGCUCAGGUUCGCAUUCUUGCCCAGGUGACCGCGCUCAG
This is a messenger RNA of Symbiodinium necroappetens, 3584 nucleotides long. The record is from the annotation of a GenBank genome assembly. NCBI's taxonomy places the organism in Eukaryota, Dinophyceae, Suessiales, Symbiodiniaceae.